This is a messenger RNA of Haplochromis burtoni (Burton's mouthbrooder), 901 nucleotides long. RefSeq lists its product as uncharacterized. Bases 1 to 864 code for a protein of 287 amino acids. Gene Ontology annotation, molecular function: signaling receptor activity. The transcript is spliced from 7 exons. Gene Ontology annotation, cellular component: cell surface. The record is from RefSeq and is a predicted model, not a curated record. NCBI's taxonomy places the organism in Eukaryota, Metazoa, Chordata, Actinopteri, Cichliformes, Cichlidae.
AUGUCGGCAAAGGGGGCGACGUUAGGCGGAGUUGGUCUCCGGCGGAAAUUUUCAAACGAGGUAAGCAGCAUUCGGGAGCUGAGCGGGGAGCGAACAAGCAGGACAAAUUGUGCUCUGGAAGCGGUUGCGGAUGGAAACAUUCUUGUUGAAACAUCUGAUGAUGCAGCUCAGAACGGCAGAUACAGCAUUAAAUAUGUAAAAAGAGACACUCUGUCAUAUACUCUGUAUGUGAGCAUCACACAGCUGAAACAGUCUGACUCAGGACGGUACAGGUGCUCUUUGGAGAGAACUUUGCAUCCACAUGGAAACUCUGAUUUUGAGCUGAUUGUCACAGAAGCUUCAACCACUUCAACACCAAACGGGACUCUGAGACCUUUUUCAGCUUCAGUGUUUCUCUCAUCAGCCUCCACACCACCAACAGCACAGAGUUUAAGCUCAACUUCAGGAAGCUCCACACCUUCAUCAGCCUCCACACCACCAACAGCACAGAGUUUAAGCUCAACUUCAGGAAGCUCCACACCUUCAUCAGCCUCCUCUGAAACCAAACAUGCAGAUGUGCUGAUUUAUGUGGGUCUGAUUCUGCUCGUUAUGAUCGUCGUCUUAUCAGCAGCUCUGGUGAUUUGCUGCAUGAAGAGGAGGACCACUAAACCCAGAGGACCUCCUGUGGAAACAGAGUAUGCUGACACGCAGGCAGACAACCUCUGCUACGCUGAAGUGCAUUUUUCCCACAUUCCUGUCACCAGCAGCGCCCCCUGUGGUGAAGCAACUGAUGUUGUCUACUCAAUGCCUCAGGUGGACCUGAGUACUGCCAUCCACACCAAAGGUGCUUCACCUCCUCUGUACGCUACUGUUGCCUCACUAUGAAUUACAUCAGUAGUGUUUUUUUAAACCUGUCCUGCCC